Messenger RNA from Acanthamoeba castellanii str. Neff, 4959 nucleotides. RefSeq names its product DENN (AEX3) domain containing protein. The transcript is spliced from 15 exons. The record is from RefSeq and is a predicted model, not a curated record. The coding region runs from base 1 to 4959 and encodes 1652 amino acids. Lineage: Eukaryota; Discosea; Longamoebia; Acanthamoebidae.
AUGUCGCCCCUGCCCCACGAUUCCAUCUACGACAGCAUUCACCUCUACACCGUCCGAUCUCAGCGCGGUGGCCUGCGCGAGAGGUCACGGUUGAACAAGACGAUCAGCAAGCUCGCCAGGAAUGAGCUGACCAGGCACGCCGCCAUCCGGCCCAACCGCGAGGGUCACAUAUUCGACUAUUUUUGCGUGGUGGGCUACCCGCCCGCCGCCAAGGUGGAGAUCAAGGCCUCGGCCCAGGCGCGCCGGCAGGAGCCGGUGAUCCUCUACCAGUACCCCGAGGACAACCAGCUCAACGAGCAGGUCGUUCACUUCUGCUUCCCCAAUGGCGUGACGCCUACGGUCUCGCUUCGCAAGAAGACGGCCGACCAGAAGACUGCCACCCUCGAGCUCGCCAACUGCACGAUGAAGGAGCUCAAGGACUCCGAGCGUUCGUUCCUCUUCUUGAUGACCGGCAACGGUGCGCUUCUCUAUGGCAUCUGCGUGUCUCAGAACGAGCUUCUUUCCUGUCUGGAGAAGCCCUCGUUUUUCAAGCAGCCGGCCUACAAUCCGCCGUCGCCCCUCUCCCCGACGGAGCUGCGAUACGAGGUGUCGGCCCCGCGGGUCUACUGCCUCCUCUCCCGCUUCCCCUUCUUCAAGCUCCACUUCAACGUCCUCUACACCCUUCUCGAAACCGAGCGAACAAUGCAGAGGGAGGCGCGUGAGCGGGCGCGCAUGCAGUCGGGCAUGGCGAGCAAGACCGAACAGGCCUCGACCACCACCACGCGCGCCAAUUCGAUCUCGUCGGAGGUCGAGGCGACCAAGGAUCACGAUAAAGAAAAGGACAAGGACAAGGAGGACGAGCGGGAGAAGAAGGGCGGCGCCUGGAACUGGCGAUGGCGCUGGGGCAAGGACAAGGACAAGAAGGACAGCAAAGACGGCAGCAACAAGGACGCAUCCAAGGACCCCGCGCCCAAGAUGGCGCGAACGUCGAGUGCUCAUAGUCUGAGCAAUUGGACGGUCAAGAAGACGAUCAAGGACGACAUCAUCGCCACCAAGGCCGAAAGCAGUACUUCGAUCACGACGGCCCUCGUCUCGCCGCGUCGCGGUCGGGCCAUCAGCCGCGGCGCUCCCGAGAAGCCGGACACGACGCUGAGCAGCACAAAGGACGAAGGCGAGACCACCCCGCGCGGCCGGUCGGCGACGACGACAAAGAACGAAAGCGACGCCGCCGGCGACAACGCUGCCCCCUCCGCACGCAAGCGAUCCAACUCGCGCGUGCGCAGCCUGUUCGCGCUGGGCGCCAACAAGAUCGAGCGGGGCGAGAUCGUAUCGACAAUCGGCGACGAGAGCGGCAAUGCGCAGCCGCAAGCGGCCGAGGCCGAGGAGGCCUCGCCCUUCCCGGGCAUUCGGCUGCACCAAAAUCACGAGGCCGAAGAGACCACAGGGCCGUUCCCCGGCAUCCGACUCCGUACGUGCAAGGAGGCCGCCUCGGAGGACCAGGCCACCCACAGCAACGCGGUGGCGGGCGCAGCCGACGCAGAGCUGGGCGACGACGUGACGACGCCGGCCGCGGGCGCUCGACGGAGGGCCGAUACCGACGACCAGUCGGACAGCAGCAAGGAGAAGAACAAGGUGGUGGCUCUGCUGGAGGCGUACUACAACACCAACAUUCGAUCGACCCUCGGCUCCUUCACGGUGAAGCUCCCGUCGGCCAAGCGACACGGCAAAUUCGUCUGCCCCGAGGGCGACGAGGAAAAGCUGAUUAUGGAGUGGUGUGCGCCGACGAUGCUGCGCCUCGUUCCGCUGCCCAACAUCAUCAUGCUCAUGCGAGCGCUCCUCCAGGAGUACAAGAUCGUGCUCCUGUGCAAGAACCUCGGCGUCCUCUCCUUCAUCGCUAUGGCGCUGCUGCCGCUUCUGCGGCCGUUCGAGUGGCAGGGACCCUUCAUCCCGCUCGUUCCCAAGAAUUUGGAGGAAUGUGUCGAGUCUCCCGUGCCGUGCGUGCUUGGGAUGCCGACGACGUGCGAGGAGGACCUCAUCCCGGUGGUGAUGGACGACUGUCUCAUCGUCAACAUCGAGACCGAGCAGGUCGUCCUGCCCGAGCGGCCUCUCGCCCCGCUGCCUAAUGAAGAAGAUUUUUACGCGCAGCUGGGGGUCUACCACUCGAAGAUCUAUCGGCCGGUGAACAGCCCGGACCGGGACACGGCCUUCCACCGCCCGGCCAAGUCCACCGACGAGGAGCAGGCCGUCGCCGCCGGCUUCCUCAGCCUCGUGCGCUCCUACCAGGAGCGGCUCGUGCAGGAGAUCGUCAACUACGCCCACAUCCACUGCAUCUCGGAGUCGUCGCCCGCGCCGUCACUCCCCUCGCUCCCGCUCUCGGCCUCGCCCUCGCUCUCGGCCCCGUGCCUGCCGUCGGUCACCUCGCCGUCGGUCACGUCGGCCGCCUACGCCGGCUCAGUCACCACUUCCUUCUCGCCGCUCGCCUCGUCGGCCUCGUACACGUCGCUCACCACCUUCGAGCAGGCCGAGCUCGAGGAGACCCUCUCCCACGCCUACGCCGAGCGCCACCACUACGCCGGCGCGGCGGCGAUGAACUAUGUGCGGCCGCCGCCGCUCUCGCCCACGUCGGGCGCGUCGCCGCAGCGUCGGCACUUCCAGCUGCCGGCGGUCCACUCGUACUCGCUGGCCCUGCCCACCAUCCGCGAGCUCGACAGCGAUGACGACAGCGGCGGCGGCGGCGCCAAGAGCGACGACGAGGGGCGGCUCGAGUCGACGCCGUUCAACUUGGCGAGCUCGCCCAGCGGUGGGGGCGGUAAGAAGGACCCCGCCAAGCGGCGGCUCCUGAUGGACGAUCACGAGCAGUGGGCGCGCACGCGGUCGGACAACGGCGACGAGGUGGUGAGCGCCAAGGUCGCCCUCGGCUGCAGCGACGUGGUCGACCUCAGCAGCAGCGCCGGCGGCAAGGGCAACAAGACCAAGCAGGGCGGCGGGAAGACAAAGGGCAAGGCCGGUCGACGAAAAGGCCACGGCGGCGGCGAGGGCGGAUUCGCCGCCGCGUCGGCGCUCAUCCAGACGCUGCCGCACAACCGGGAGCUGGAGGACAUCAAGGCCCAGGUCGAGAUCGAUCGGGUCUCCUCCGACGAAAUCAAGGGCAUGCAGAAAACGAAAGCGAAGACGAAGAGCGAAAAGAACGAGGAUGAUAGUGAGGGGGAUGAAGAGGGAGAGUCGUCGACGACGACGGCGUCGCUCCGGACGCACCCGAUGCGGACGUCGAAGAACCUCUCGUUCUCGGCCUCGUCGAUCCCGGCGUUCGUGGAGUCGACCUCGCCCGACCCCAACCCGCCGGCGCCCAUCAACCUCGCCCAGUUCAUCGACGGCCAGACCGGCGGCACAAAGAACGAAAGCGAAGGAAGCGGAAGAAUGAAGGUCGCGAUCCCCACACUUCCGAUCCGCGUGCGCGGCGCGACGCCGCUGUCGACGUCGGACCAGCCGAUGCAGCCCGGCUCGUCGUCGCCCACCCACUCGCCGCCGUCGUCGCCCAAGUUCGGCGGCGGCGGCUCGGCGUCGGGGGCCGACGACAACGACAACAACGCUGAUGGCGCGCCGCAGCUCAUUCUCUCGCUGCGACCGUCGGUGCCGCCGCUGUCGUCGCAUCUGCCGCAGCUGGCCGCGUCGAGCUUCGACUGGACCGACAUGAACAGCCUCAAGAAGCUCGUGUGCCUGUUCCCGGUCACGCAGCAGAAGUUCAUCUCCAACUUCCUCUUCACCCAGCACUUCACCAUGUUCACCGAGCGGCUCGCCAAGAUCUUCGGCGAGAAGCGCUCGCGCCAGAGCAACGUCAUCACCCCGCGCUCCGCCGCCAGGUUCCUCGAUCAGCUGAAGAAGAUGAUCGACCAGGAGGAGGGCCAGGCGACCAUGGCCCGCUCCCUGCUGCAGAUCUACACCAUGCUCGAGGAGCAGAAGGAGGUCGUGGGCGGCGGCGGCGCCUCCGACGAGACCACCGGCGACCACCAGCACCAGCACGCAGUGGGCUCGCCUCCGGUCGACCACCACUCCCUGGCCGUGCCGCAGUCGCAGUCGCAGCAGCCGAACCGCAAGUCGGUGCUCGGCAUCUCUCUGGCCUCGAGUUCGGACUUUGGGAUGGGCAAGGUCAAGGAGGCCAUCAAGCACAGCGGGUCCUCGAUCGGCGUGCGCGGCGAAGUGGCUGCGGCGCCGUCGGGGCAUUCCGGGCAUUCCUCUUCGCUCUCGGUGUCGCCGGCGGCGUCGGCGGCGUCGCCGGUGGGGGCGGUGAAGCGGCCGGGCCACCGGAGGCAGGGGUCGGUCGGCGGCCAGGAGAUCCUCAAGAUCAAGCCCGAGGAGGAGAUCGAGGGCGAGGUGGGCAAGGAGCAGAAGAACAUGGAGCAGAUCAUCAAGCUCUCCGACGAACGGCUACGCAUCCUCACCCGAUCAAAGGACACGCUGAAGGCGCUCUUCAAUUCGGACUCGCCCACGUCGACCCAACAGUCGUCACCGCUGACGUUUGUCGCUUCGGGCGGCGGUGAAGCGACGUCAUCAUCGCUGAGCAGCACGACGGUCUCGCCAUCGACGGUGAGCAUCCCUUCGCCCCGCUCCGCCAACGGCGCCAGCCUCAUCCCCGCAGCUCCUCCUUCAUCACCACCGCCAUCAUCAUCAUCGUCUCUGUCCACUUCAACGUCAACCACGUCGCGACCGUCGACCAAGGCCUUGCUGUCGCCUCGCCGUCAGCAGGAUGCACCGCAGAUCAACAUCGUCGUCACCGGCGACCGAGACAGCGUUGAGAGCGAAGACAGCCAGGAGGCGGACGACAGGCGGAAGGGCAACAAGAAGAUCCGCGGCAGGGCGGGAGCGCGGAGGGCCAGCCUCGGUGGCAACGACGACCAGCAGCAGCUCUCGCCGCGCUCGCGCGGACCCGAGGUGGAGACCGACGCCCAGCGACGACUGCGAUCGCCCAGCGAUUCGCCCUGA